This is a messenger RNA of Gordionus sp. m RMFG-2023, 1731 nucleotides long. RefSeq lists its product as uncharacterized. Gene Ontology annotation, biological process: rRNA methylation; transcription initiation at mitochondrial promoter. Lineage: Eukaryota; Metazoa; Nematomorpha; Gordioida; Chordodea; Parachordodidae. Gene Ontology annotation, molecular function: mitochondrial transcription factor activity; rRNA (adenine-N6,N6-)-dimethyltransferase activity. The transcript is spliced from 8 exons. Gene Ontology annotation, cellular component: mitochondrial matrix. The record is from RefSeq and is a predicted model, not a curated record. The coding region runs from base 48 to 1616 and encodes 522 amino acids.
AUUGAGUACAGAGAAAUGAUUUUCUGAGAGAUUAACUAGAUUUUCAAAUGAGAAUGAGAACUUUAAAUGACAUAUGCUUAAAAAUUAAAUUUAAAUUUCACAAUAAGUGUCUAUCUACGCUGUGUUUAAAAGAAAUUUCUGAUGCUGAUAAUAAUAUUAAACAAUUACCAUGCUCAAAUUCAUGUGAAGCUGAAAAUAUUACAUCAAAAGUAAAAUUAGAAGAAAAUAUCUUAUUGCCAAAUAUAAGAUACAUCGAAAUAAAUUCUAAAUCUGUGGCUGAUGAUAUCUCAAAUAUAUUGGUACCUCAUAUAUGUAAAAAAUCCAGAUUUUAUGAAAUUAAUUCUGGCAAAGGAUUGAUAACAGGAUUUCUUAAUAAAAAAAUUAAAUUAGAUAUUAAUAUUUUGGAAGGUAGAAAAUCAUAUUAUCAAAGGCAUCAAAAAAAAACAAAUCAUUUUCAAUAUAAAAAUUAUAUCAAAAGUUUUAACCUUUUGAAUUUUUUUGAUUUGAAUGAGAUGCCUGCCUUCAAAGCACAUAAACAAGAAUAUUGGACUACUAAUGAUCAAAUAAUACCUCUUUAUACAGAUAAUACACUUACAAAACCUUAUAAUUUAUUUACUAAACAUGGCAAAAAUACAAAUGAAUGGAAAAAUUUUAUAUCACAAUGGAAACAAAAUCCAAAAAUCCAAAUGUUCUCGAUUAUGCCUUUUAAAUACGAAGCGGGCUUUUUGCACAACGCCAUACUACAACUUCAAUACCCAAAUAACGAUAGCUUGUACUCUCAUGGGCGUAUCCAAUUUUUAUUUUACAUUUCUGGACGAGAAGCCACAUAUAUGAGAACUGCUAUGUAUGAUAAACCGCCUUACAGGAGCUUUUGGUACAACUAUGCAUCCGUUAGCUACAAAAUGUUUUACGACAUCGAAUUCUUAGACAAAAGACCCUUGGGUGAUUUUUACCCUGAUCUCUCACCUCUUCUUUUAACGAAAAAAAGGCCUAAAUUCGAUUAUUCUCACAUGUACCUUGUCAAAAUGACCCCUAAAAAGUCUUUGUACGACGAUUGGGAUCACGAAAGUUUAACCUUUUUUAUGUCUUUUCUAAGGCAAUUGCUAAGAAAACCCGCUGGAAAUGAUAUAAAAUCUUUCUUCGUCAAAUGGAUGGGCGCUAACCAAUACAAAAGAUUUUUGGAGAAAAACGUCAACACGCCCUCCACGAUAAAACUUUUUCAACGGGAAAAACCUAAUGAGCUGACACCCGAAGAAUUGGUAGAAUUGUUUAACCUAUUUCAAACGUGUUCAGAAUAUGCCAACUGUUUUGCCCCUAUGGUAUCUUUAGUCACUUCCAAAGGUUAUAAUCGAAUGGAGUACAACAAAACCAAUCUAACAGAUAAAACUAUUAAUACAACGAUAAUAGAUGGAAUACCAAAAGAUUUUUACAAAUUUAAAACUCAUAAUAUAAACACCCAUCAAAAUAAUUCCGGUUUACAUUCACAAUCUUAUGAUGAUCACAAGAUCAAAGUCGUCUUACAAGACCGCUUGAGUAAUAAAGAUAUUGAAAUUGACGGGAAAGACUUGCUUGGAAAAAUAGAUAAUGAUAACGCAAAAAUUAUUAACUUGAUGUGAUAAAAAAUUUUAUAUAUAAAAUGUUUUCAUUUUAUUUUAAACUUAUGACAAUAUUUGCGAUCGCUUAUAAAUAUUAAAUUAUGUUAGUCAUCACAUAUAUGUAUAUAUAUAUAUU